UCAUGUAAGUUGGUAUAGAUUCAGUUAAAGAGUAGUGACCCUUCUUUCACCUACACACUGUUGCGAUGAUAGAAUUAGUUCGUUAAGAAAAAUAAGAAAAAAAAUGACAACAGAAUAUAUUUUGAAAACAGUCUGUUUGGGUUUAUUGAUGACUUGUUCUUUAUCAAAUGCCAGGUCUGUCACGAACAUUCCACUAAAAAGAAAUGUUGCUACCGAAAACUGCCAGACGCCCACAGCGCCACCAAACGCAGAAGUUGACUGUGAAUAUUCUGAUGCGUUACAAAUUGAAAUUUUCUGUACGAUAACAUGUAAAACUGGAUACAAGUUUAAUCGAAGCGAUGCCAAGGACUUUGUGUUUCCUUGUGAUGUUGCCACCGGCUUCUAUACCAGUGUAACUACGCCUGACUGCAUUCCUGAAUCCAGUGGCAGAACAGAGUCUAGACAACUGGAGCUGGUUUGGAGUGCAGUGGAUGACCAGUGUGCUCUACAUGUCUCACAGUGCUCCAAAACGUUCCACGGCGUUUGCUAG
Biomphalaria glabrata is the source of this 529-nucleotide messenger RNA. RefSeq lists its product as uncharacterized. Lineage: Eukaryota; Metazoa; Mollusca; Gastropoda; Planorbidae. The transcript is spliced from 5 exons. The record is from RefSeq and is a predicted model, not a curated record. Bases 104 to 529 code for a protein of 141 amino acids.